This is a messenger RNA of Pseudophryne corroboree (corroboree frog), 2757 nucleotides long. RefSeq lists its product as uncharacterized. The transcript is spliced from 3 exons. The coding region runs from base 99 to 710 and encodes 203 amino acids. NCBI's taxonomy places the organism in Eukaryota, Metazoa, Chordata, Amphibia, Anura, Myobatrachidae. The record is from RefSeq and is a predicted model, not a curated record.
CAAACUCACAGUACUGGUACUGGUAAUAUAAACCAAAUCCCAAGGGGAGAUUCUAGCAACAGCUCCGACAGAAGCAAUUUAGACACAGAUAUACAAAGAUGAGGGGCUCAUUACUGAUGCUCACCAUCACAUUUUGCGGAAUACAUUUCUCGCUGGGUGCAAAUGUUCUGGAAGACGCCGCUCAGAACUCAGAUCGCUUAGUACUUCAGCGACGGGAUGAAGAGCCACAAUAUCCAGAUGAUGCCUAUGAUUCAGGUGAGCAAGACCGAUGGCCAACACUUGAGGAGUUGUCAAAGUACUCAAGCAAAAGGCAACUGUCUCACAAAAGAGGGCAAGUACAAAGUCCUUACCCUGAACAAGAAGAAAGCCUUGGGGGAAGCGAGGGAAAGAUGACGUAUGGAAAACAUCCAUUAACAAUAAAGAAACUACUGAGCGGUCAGUUUAGCCCCGAAGAAGAGAAGGAACACAUUAUGAGAAGACAAAACUUGGAAAACAGCCUGUAUGACCUUCUCUCAUCAAAAAACAGGCCCGCACCAGACAGGAGAAGCAUGGACAAUCUUAGGGAUCUGUACGCAUCUGAUCUGCUGAAAAGACAUCGCAUGCCCAGAAGUCCAGACUACACCUCACUCAAGAACGAACCAAGCGAAGAUCAACGUGUAUCAGACCAGCUGGUGAAGGACAAAACCGACCAUGAACUGGUGAUAGGCUGAUGUUACUAAAAAAAUUACAGGCCCUUAACUAAACGUAAUAGAGGCCUGCAAUAUAUUGCAUGGCAGUUGUUUAGAAGUUUGCAACCAUUUUCAUAUAAGGACAGAUACUAAAGUAGAAUAUUAUGUUUGUUCCCUAGCUGAGUAUGACACUGUUAUUGUCCCUUGUAAUUCUUCAUUUUAGACUUAAGUACUGUAGGUUCCUUCUGUUCACAGGAGGGAUUUAUGAAGAUCACAGAACAAAAUGACUGCUCCCGUCACAGGGUUAUAUAACAGCCUGGGACUGUCGCAUGUGAUGUCACUCACUUAGAUUUAGCGGUUCUUUAAGGGUGUUGCAUAGAAUAACUUGUAAAACCUGCUUUGGGUUUCAAUUAUUAUGGCCCAUAUUUAUCAAGCUUUGGAGAGUGACAGAUUGCAUGAUGAUAAAGUACCAACCAAUCAGCUCCUGUAGCAUUGCAGUUAGGAGCUGCUUGGUUGGUACUUUAUCACCGUGCAAUUUGUCACUCUCCAAGGCUUGAUAAAUCUGGGCCAAUGGGGCAGAUGUAUUAACCUGGAGAAGGCAUAAGGAAGUGAUAAACCAGUGAUAAGUGCAAGGUGAUAGACGCACCAGCCAAUCAGCUCCCAUAUGUAAAUUAGCAGUUAGGAGCUGAUUGGCUGGUGCGUUAUCACCUUGCACAUAUCACCGCUUUAUCACUUCCUUAUGCCUUCUCCAGGUUAAUACAUCUGCCCCAAUGUUUGGUACCAUACAACGUGGUGGAUGUACUAAUGUUUCUAAAAAUGAAAAGUGGUGGUGUUGCCCGUAGCAACCAGUUUCUAGCUAUCAUUUCUCUAUUUCAUUCUAUAAAAUGAGAGACAAAAUCUUGUCUGUUUUAAAAGCUUUAGUAAAUCUACCCAAAUGAGUAUUUGUAGAACUACAGCAUAAAGCCGGGAAUUGUGCAAAGGACAAUUGUGAUGGGUGUGGUCAAUAGAUGUACAGUAAAAAAAAUACACAGUCAAAAUGUCGACAGGGUCAAAAGGUCAACAUGGAAAAGGUAGCUAUUAGAAAAGGUUGAUGGGCAACAUAAAUAAUGGUCUACAUGAAAAUGGCCGACACAAGUAUUUUUCCAUGUUUCACCGUAUCUGAGCAAAAUUAGUAGAAAUGUGUACCCUUAUGGGCUCACUUUGCUUGCCAUGCUUCGGUUAUUAUUCCCAAUUGUAGUCCACGUGGAUGCUGAAUGAUGAAAAAGCUGGGGGGGGAAAAAAGAAAAAUGUAAAGAAAAACUUGUCUUGACCAUAUCUAUGUUGACCAUUGUAGUGUUGACAUUUUGAACCUGUUGAUCUUUUCCAUGCCGACCAAUUGAGGUAAACCUAUUGACUGUCUUUCUUUUUACUGCAGAUCUAUCAACCAGCGGUUACCAUUGUGAAUUAUGAAGAUUUAAAAAAAACUGACCAGAGUUUAUACGAGCCCUCACUUAGAAAUCCCAUAUUACGAUUUUUCAAGACUUUAGUGUUUAAUUGAAAGGGGUUUAACUUGAUUUUAUACUCCACCUGUCUAAAUGACAGUGGGGGUCUAUGUAUUAAGCCUUGAAGAGAGAUAGCAUGGAGAGAGAUAAAGUACUCCUGUCAUGUUACAGGCUGGGUUUGAAAAAUGACAGGAGUUGAUUGGCUGGUACUUUAUCUCUGGCCACUUUACCUAUUUCCAAGGCUUAGUACAUAGGAGUCAUAGUGGUUAGCUAGAUGCUGUGUGAGAGAAAGAAAGUGUUCUGUGUCAUACAGGGUGGCAUUCGAUUGCUCGUGAUCCGCAUCAGUCAUGUGCCAUAUACUCUGCUACACAGAAUGAUAUGCCUAAUUAUAACCCGAGCCACAGUUUCUUAUGAAGGAUUCUUUACUGAACUAAUUCACUCUCUUGCUUCCAAAGGGGUGUCUUCAAAAUUGUGUCAGGAGUCAACAGAACCUCCAAAUUCCACACUGUCUUAUAAUAGCAUGCAGUCACAGAUAGAUGAAAUAUCUGUAGUUACCGCUACUGCUUAUAUAUCAGAUAUCCUAAUCUCUAAUAAAUAUGCAAAGUAAA